AUGGCUAAUCUCGCAAGUGAAUUCGCAAUGAAAGAUCUAGGGCCUUUGAGCUACUUCUUGGGAAUUACGGUUACCCGGCACAAAGACUCUAUGUUUCUCUCUCAACAGGCAUAUGCUCAUGACAUUAUCCACCUUGCAGGUAUGCAGUCAUGUAAACUAGUCGAUACACCGGUUGACACCCAACCAAAAUUAUCGGCCACAUCAGGAGAGCCGUUUGAUGAUCCAUCACUGUAUCGUAGCUUGGCAGGUGCGCUUCAGUACCUCACUUUCACCAGACCUGAUCUGAGCUACGCAGUUCAGCAGAUUUGUAUGCACAUGCAUGCGCCAAUGCACUCCCACUGGCAGGCUCUCAAACGAAUCAUUCGUUACCUACAGGGCACGACUUCAUAUGGCCUUACACUUGAACCAUCCUCUUCCGUCACUAUGACUGCUUACACGGACGCCGAUUGGGCUGGCUGCCCUGACACAAGACGCUCGACUUCUGGCUACUGUGUUUAUUUUGGACCCACCCAUCUCUCCUGGUCGUCCAAACGUCAGCCUACGAUCUCUCGGUCCAGUGCUGAAGCCGAGUACCGGGGCGUUGCUGACGUUGUUUCAGAAAUCUGUUGGCUACGUAACCUUCUUCUCGAGCUCCGCCACCCGCCUACGAAAGCUACUCUCAUCUAUUGUGACAACGUCAGUGCUGUUUACCGGUCAGACAACCCAGUUCAGCAUCAGCGAACCAAGCACAUCGAAUUGGAUAUUCAUUUUGUUCGCGAACAGGUUCAACGUGGUCUAGUUCGUGUGCAUCAUGUCUCCUCUCGCCAUCAGAUAGCAGACAUCUUCACAAAAGGGCUCCCUCGAAAUCUAUUUGAAGAUUUUCGAUCCAGUCUCAGCAUCCGUAAACCUCCAGCUUCGACUGCGGGGUUAUCUUAG
Helianthus annuus (common sunflower) is the source of this 915-nucleotide messenger RNA. RefSeq lists its product as uncharacterized. Bases 1 to 915 code for a protein of 304 amino acids. The transcript has a single exon. The record is from RefSeq and is a predicted model, not a curated record. NCBI's taxonomy places the organism in Eukaryota, Viridiplantae, Streptophyta, Magnoliopsida, Asterales, Asteraceae.